AGCGCUCACUUCCGGGAGAGCCGAGCGCCCUGGCCACCGCCCGCUCGCAGCUGCCAGCUCGCUGGAGCCGCUGAGCCUGUGAGCGCGCAGGCCAGGCCGCUGCUCGGCGUCUGCGCAGCUCGGUCCACCGUCCGUCACCAUGGGGGCCUCGGGGAGGCUGCUGCGCGCCGUGAUCAUGGGGGCCCCGGGCUCCGGCAAGGGCACCGUGUCGUCGCGCAUCACCAAACAUUUCGAGCUGAAGCACCUCUCCAGCGGGGACCUGCUCCGCCAGAACAUGCUGCAGGGCACAGAAAUUGGUGUGUUGGCCAAGACUUUCAUUGACCAAGGGAAGCUCAUCCCGGAUGAUGUCAUGACACGGCUGGCCCUUCACGAGCUGAAAAACCUCACCCAGUGUAGCUGGCUGUUGGACGGUUUUCCAAGGACGCUUCCACAGGCAGAAGCCCUGGAUAAAGCUUACCAGAUAGACACAGUGAUCAACCUCAACGUGCCCUUUGAGGUCAUUAAACAACGCCUCACUGCUCGCUGGAUUCAUCCUGCCAGUGGCCGAGUGUACAACAUUGAAUUCAACCCUCCCAAAACUGUGGGCAUCGAUGACCUGACAGGAGAGCCUCUGAUUCAGCGUGAGGACGACAAACCAGAGACGGUGAUCAAGAGACUAAAGGCGUAUGAAGCCCAGACAGAGCCAGUCCUGCAGUAUUACCAGAAAAAGGGGGUCCUGGAAACAUUCUCUGGAACGGAAACCAACAAGAUCUGGCCCCAUGUAUAUUCUUUCCUACAGACGAAAGUUCCAGAAACUACCCAGAAAGCCUCAGUUACUCCCUGAGGAGGGCGUUAAUUAGCAGGGGAAGCAGGGCCUCCUCGCCUGGCCUGUUUUUCGAAGCUCUUUUCCUAAGACUUCUCUGAAAAUUAUGACUUACUCCUAAUGGCUUUCUUUUGGAUGUUACUAAGGCUGUGCCAAAUGAGUCAGACACUAAGACUGAUCUGUUAAAAUAACCUCGUGUGUUUAAUCUAGUUGUCUUCUGUGGAUGUGCAAUUAGAAAACAUCAGAGAUGCUGAAACUCAAAAAAGAAAAUCAAAAAAGAGCAACUGGUAAUUGUCCGCCCCCUGUUAAGUCAGUGGCUGAUCAUUUUCAUGUUUUUCUGGAAAAGUUUAAAAAUUUACAAAUCACUUGAGGCAGAUAAAUAUCUCAUUAAAGGCUUUUGCAUAAGCCAACCCCCCCCCCAAUGUCUUCUAGCCCCAUGGGAUGUGGUGUUUGGGGGGACUGUCUAUAGAUUCCAGAAAGAAAGCAUCUGUCUUUAUUUACACAUGUUGCCAGAUGCAAACUCUGCUGCCUUUGCAGGAAAAGCAAGGGCAUAGGUUACCCUGCAGUGUCCUCCAAUUUGCUGUACAGAAGCAGCCAUGGCAGUUAAGAACAUGACUUUGAUAUGGCUUGUUUUCUUUUCCAAACUUGUAUGUACCGAGGGAUAUGUGUUGAAGUUCUCGAAGGAGCACUGGCAAGCGACAAUCUCACACGUCACUCAGGACCUACCUGUUGGUUUCUUUCUUUCAUACAAAUGGACUGUCUGCCUGGAUGAGCAGUGAUAUAGAGAGAGGGGUAAGAGAACACCCAUGGCAGUUUGCCACUUAAGUAGAUCGUAUGCUGGGACAGCCCCUUGACAGAAAGACCAAUCAACUAGCUAGCCAACACAUACAGCAACAAAAGGCAUUUGCAGCAGGGGUUCAAAGGCACCGUAACUGAGUUCCCUCAAGGACGUGUAUAUGGCUAUCAAAGUCCUUGAUUUCAAGAGCCUCAUGGCUCAGCCUCUCAAGUGCUACCAGUUGUCACCCGACUUCCCUGGGAACACUUCUGGUUCCAUCUAAGCAACCUCCUCUUCCACCUGCAGCACUGUGGCUCCAACUCAGCCUUGUGUGCUGGGCGAGCACCUUGCCACUGCCGCAUCUCCAGCCCUUAGUCUUUUUUUUUUUUUUUUUUUUUGAGACAGGAUCUCAUUAUGUAGUUCUGGCUGUCGCAGAACUAUGUAGACAAGGCUGGCUUCAAACUCACAGAGAUCCGCCUGCCUCUGCCUUCCAAGUGUUGGGAUUAAAGGUAUGGACACCUGACCCCAGCCCUUACUUUUUGAGACAGGGUCUCACUAUGUAGCACAGGCUAACUUGAAAUGAUGUAGUCCAAGCCGGCCUCAUGUUCAUGAUCCUGUUUCAACCUCCUGAGUACUUAAAUUACAGGUAUAUACCACUAAGCCAAGCCUGAGAAACCAACCAUUUUAAAACUUCAGCCACUUUAGAUUCCUUAGUGGGGCAAGGACAUGUCCUUAAUAUUGUGGCCAAAUGUAAGAAGAUAUGAGAAAUGGAAGAAAAAACAACUCUACCUUCGAGAAAGAUGUACUCUGUAUUUUACUUGGUGCUAAAUCAAAGAAUCAAGCCCUUGUACAAGCCUUUGAAACUUUGGCCUAUUUUAUUUCAGAAACUUAAGUACAAAUGCCACCAGUGGUUCUUAUACAUCUGGGAGUGGGGAAGGGAUCUUUUGAUUUCUAAAUUUCAUUGUUGAAUUUUCAAAAUGGACACACCUUUAAAUAGGAUUACAACGAACAUCUUGUCUUUUGUGUUUCUAUAUGCCUUAUCUGAAUGUUGGUUAACUGGGUUCUAACAAUGUUGUGAACUUCCUUAACUUGGGAAUGAUCAGCAGGUCCUGUUACACGUGGUGAUUUCAGCACUGUGGUGUUGCCCUUGGCUGCUCGGGCCCCCAACCCCUCUCCUGUCUGCUGCUGUGGCUUCUCACUGGCUUCUCUCUAAUAAAGUCUUCACACAAUGCAUUUUAUGACAUUAUCUCCUGCUGUAUUAAUACAGUCCCACUAGUUUCCAUGACUGGAGAUGCUGAGGUCAAGAGGUUGGAGAACAUGAAGUGACAAACUUUUUCUUCCUUUGACCAGAACAACCAAGAUUUUGUAUGUACAUCCAUUUGGGAACCGUGUGGCUUCUAUUGGAACAGGCAAAGACCAGUUUUCUGCUGGAUAGGUUAAUGUCAGACAACUGAUAAAGCUAUCAUUGCUGGGGCUGGACAAAUGGCUCAGCAGUUAGGUACAAUGGCUACUCUACCAGAGGACCUGAGUUUGAUUCCCAGCAUCCACAUGGCAGAUCAUAUAACUCCAGUUCCAGGGCAUCCAAUGCCCUCUUCUGGCCUGCAAGGGCAUCACACACACACACAUUGCACAAACAUACAUACAGGUAAACACCCAUACACAUAAAAAGAAAAAAAUCAUUACUGAAUACAUCCUGCUAAAAAUGCUGUGAUGUCCAGUGCAGGAGCUUCUACUUUUGUGCCACAUGGAACAGGCAUGGAGCUGAAUGCCCUGGGCAAGAGCACUGUGUCUUCUCGUUCUUAGAAUCUCUUCAUUAAUAACUAGAGCUGGCACCUAAAGAUUUUCAAUCUGUAAGUUAGGAUUAAUUUUUUUUAAGAUGAGUUUCUUUUAUUAAAGAUUUCUGUCUCCUCCCUGUCACCGUUUCCCAUUUCCCUCCCCCUCCCCCAAUCAACUCCCCCUCUCAUCAGCCCGAAGAGCAGUCAGGAUUCUCUGGCCUGUGGGGAGUCCAAGGACCUCCCACCUCCUUCCAGGUAUAGUAGGGUGAACAUCCAAACAGCAUAGGCUAGUACGUGCAAUAGGAUCAAGACCCAGUGCCAUUGUUCUUGACUUCUCAGCAGUCCUCAUUAUCCACUAUGUUCAGUGAGUCCGUUUUUUUUUUCCUUUUCCUUUUUUUUUAAUUUAUUUAUUUAUUAAAGAUUUCUGUCUCUUCCCCAUCACCGCCUCCCCUUUCCCUCCUGCUCCCCCAAUCAAGUCCCCCUCCCUCGUCAGCCUAAAGAGCAAUCAGGGNNNNCUCCCUCGUCAGCCCAAAGAGCAAUCAGGGUUCCCUGCCCUGUGGGAAGUCCAAGGACCACCCACCUCCAUCCAGGUCUAGUAAGGUGAGCAUCCACGAAACUGCCUAGGCUCCCACGAAACCAAUAGGUACAGUAGGAUCAAAAACCCAUUGCCAUUGUUCUUGCGGUCUCAGUAGUCCUCAUUGUCCGUUAUGUUCAGCGAGACCUGUUUUAACCCAGGCUUUUUUUAACAGAAUAGUCUAACUGGGCUCAAAAGCACUGGUAAAAAGCCAGUAAGGUUUCUGAAUCUGUGGCAUUCUCCUGCAAUAUUUUCUUAAAGAUUUCAUUUAGUGUGUAUGUGCAUAUGUGUGCGGGUACCUGCAGAGGCUACAAGAGGAUGUCAGAUCUUCCUGAACUGGAGUCACAGGAGCUUGUGGAGCGCCAGACAUGGGUGUUGGAAGUCAAACUGGCCCUUUGCAAAAGCAAGUGCUCUUAACCAAAAACUCACCCCUCUAGCCCCAGUUUUUUUUUUUUUUAUUUAUUAUGUAUACAGUAUUCUCAGUAUUCUGUCUGCAUGUAUGCCUACAGUCCAGAAGAAGGCACCAGAUCUCACUACAGAUGGUUGUGAGCCACCAUGUGGUUGCUGGGAAUUGAACUCAGGACCUUUGGAAGAGCGGGCAGUGCUCUUAACCACUGAGCCAUCUCUCCAGCCCCCCUAGCCCCAGUUUUUAAAGGUCUCUAAAAACCGUAAGUUUUUCUAUGUACAGCAUCAAAUAGUGUCAUGUCAUGCCAAGUGUAGAUUGGCCCAGCAGCUUCCUAUUUCCCCAAGGGAUUCCAAGUGUCGCAAACCCAUACCAGGUGAAUCAGCUUCCUGGACAACCUAUGAAAUAGUACAAACAUCCCCACGCAUGUGGGUACUGCAGGCUGCAGGAUCUAAGGCUCUUCUGGCUAAAUGAAUGGUAUGCUGGGAAAUGGGAAUGGGAAACCCAACUCGGACAAGCACCACCAUUUCCACAUCAAUUUAAGAACUGAAAUCUGACUUGUUCUGAGAAUAGUAAGGUGGUUUUUGUUUUUCUCUGAAAUACCCCAGGAUUAACUUGAGAAUCACCUUGCCUAUACUUCUAUACUGUCAUGAAAACCACUUAGUAAUGGAGAUAUGUGUGCUCAUUGGGAAGCAUGUUAAUUCACUUAAAAAUUUUAAAAAUAAACUUAAAAUUUACAGUAA
This is a messenger RNA of Alexandromys fortis (reed vole), 5072 nucleotides long. It is a transcript of the gene Ak3, whose product is annotated as adenylate kinase 3. The coding region runs from base 140 to 823 and encodes 227 amino acids. Gene Ontology annotation, biological process: nucleobase-containing compound metabolic process. The transcript is spliced from 5 exons. Lineage: Eukaryota; Metazoa; Chordata; Mammalia; Rodentia; Cricetidae. The record is from RefSeq and is a predicted model, not a curated record. Gene Ontology annotation, cellular component: mitochondrion; cytoplasm. Gene Ontology annotation, molecular function: AMP kinase activity; ATP binding.